AUGGCACAACAGACCGACUCGCAGCUUCUCGAGCUGUUCCAAUUCCUCGCGGACGCCCAGGCGCCAGUACGCCGCAUUGCCCUUGCGACCCUCCUCCCAUACACCGCUCCCGAUGCGCCCGAACGCAAACUGUUCCUCCGCGACAGCCAUGUCGAGCAGAUCGCGACCAUGUGCGCUGACAACGAGCUCAUCGCACACGAUGCCAUCUCCGCCCUGAUCAACCUCUCCAGCAUGCUCGAGGUCGUCCAGCGACUGCAUAAGCUGCCGGGCUUCGUUACGGGUCUCGUCAGGCUCAUCGUUGACGAGAAAGCCCUCCUCUCCGAUCUCGCCUGCAUGCUCCUCUCCAACAUGUCAAAGCUCGACUCGGUCUCGCGCCAGAUCCUCGGCCUGCGAGUACCCGUCGGUUCAAAGGCUUCGACGGGCGAAGGCGAGGCGGCGGGAGGAACGGAAGGCGAGGAUGAGAUUGCGGCGCUUGACUUGCUGCUUGAGGUUUUCUUGCGCGGAGAGGGCAAGAAGUACAACCCGAACGCCAACUACGACUUUCUCGCCUCUGUCUUUGCCAACGUCUCCCUUCUUCCCCAAGGCCGUGCUUUCCUCCUCGCCACGCCCGACCGAUCAGUCGAGCCACCCCUCGCCAAAAUCAUCUCCUUCACCGAGCACCCCUCAACAAUCCGACGGGGCGGCGUCGCGUCGACCAUCAAGAACGCCGCGUUCGAGAAGGCUGGACACACCCGGCUUGUUGCGCCUUCGAACGACGGGCCGGCUGAGGAAGGCUGCAUCGACUUGCUCGUUCAGUUGCUUUUGCCUCUCUGCGGAAACGAAGAGUUCGACAUCGACGUCCUCGACGAGCUCCCCGCUGAACUUCAGCUGCUCCCCUCCGACAAGACUCGCGAAUCCGACCCCCAAAUCCGCACAAUCCUCGUCGAGACCCUCGUCCUGCUCGCCACGAACCGAUCAAACCGGGAAGCGAUGCGCAAGCGGGGCGUCUACCCCGUGAUUAAGGAGGCGCACUCGAAGGAGGCGGUGCCGGCUGUGAAGGAAGCGAUGGUUCGACUGGUGAAUUUGUUGAUGCGGGAUGAAGGACCGGAGACGGCGUUGGAAGAGGUUGAUGCGCAGACGGAUCCGGCGGAUUUGCCCCCUGCGCCGUCGUUUGAGAACAACUCGAACUUUGUGCAACAUCAGGAGGCGCCGGCGGAGGAGGCGAAGGGGGAGGAGGAGGUAAAGGAGGUCGUUGAGCAGCGGGAGGCGCAGGAGGAGAAGGAGGACGAGCGGCCACAGCAUCACAACGUGCCGUUGAGUCGGAUGCAGCCGGAGGAGGACGAGGAGGAGAUGCUGCUCGAGGUCUGA
Rhodotorula toruloides NP11 is the source of this 1347-nucleotide messenger RNA. RefSeq names its product protein Hgh1. Bases 1 to 1347 code for a protein of 448 amino acids. NCBI's taxonomy places the organism in Eukaryota, Fungi, Basidiomycota, Microbotryomycetes, Sporidiobolales, Sporidiobolaceae. The transcript is spliced from 8 exons. The record is from RefSeq and is a predicted model, not a curated record.